Mastomys coucha (southern multimammate mouse) is the source of this 2247-nucleotide messenger RNA. It is a transcript of the gene Spata2, whose product is annotated as spermatogenesis associated 2. Lineage: Eukaryota; Metazoa; Chordata; Mammalia; Rodentia; Muridae. The coding region runs from base 247 to 1791 and encodes 514 amino acids. The transcript has 3 exons. The record is from RefSeq and is a predicted model, not a curated record. Gene Ontology annotation, cellular component: cytoplasm. Gene Ontology annotation, biological process: protein K63-linked deubiquitination; protein linear deubiquitination; regulation of necroptotic process.
UCCGGGACGAACACUUCCGGGCUGCGUCUGCCCCCGGUACUGUUCUCGGUUCCCGGAGCCGGCGGGAGCGGCAGGGCCGUGCGGGCCCGUGCUUUGGAGGCGCUCGCUUUCCUGCCAGGCAGCGGCGGAGCAUGCGCUGGUCCAUGGGCACGAGGCCAGUUCUACAUGUGAUGUGCCAGCCUCCAGUCCCAGAGCCAUGGGGGAGAUGAGGUAGCCCUUGGGUUUGAUUUGGGGAAGCCCAGUUCAAUGGAUACGAAGUACAAGGAUGACUUAUUCCGGAAGUACGUGCAGUUCCAUGAGGGCAGAGUGGACACCACCCCCGGCACACAGCAGCCUGGCAGCGAUGAGUACCUGCGAGUGGCAGCUGCCACCCUGCUCAGCCUGCACAAGGUGGACCCUUUAUAUCGAUUUCGGCUGAUCCACUUUUAUGAGGUGGUGGAGAGCUCCCUCCGCUCGCUGAGCAGCUCCAGCCUGAGCGCUCUGCACUGCGCCUUCAGCAUGCUGGAGACGGUGGCCAUCAACCUCUUCCUGUUCCCCUGGAAGAAGGAGUUCCGCAGCAUCAAGACCUACACGGGCCCUUUUGUUUACUAUGUCAAGUCCACGUUACUGGAGAAGGACAUCCGAGCCAUUCUAAGGUUCAUGGGCUACGAGCCUGAGUUGGGGACUGCAUACAAACUCAAAGAGCUUGUGGAGUCCCUCCAGGUGAAGAUGGUCUCCUUUGAGCUCUUCCUGGCCAAGGUCGAGUGUGAGCAGAUGCUGGGGAUCCACUCGCAGGUGAAGGACAAAGGCUACUCAGAGCUGGACGUGGUGACUGAGCGCAAGAGCAGCACAGAGGAUGCGCGUGGGUGCUCGGAUGCCCUGCGGAGGCGGGCUGAGAGUCGGGAGCACCUAACCACUUCCAUGGCUCGUGUGGCACUCCAGAAGUCAGCCAGUGAGCGAGCAGCCAAGGACUACUACAAGCCCCGAGUGACCAAACCCUCCAGGUCGGUGGAUGCCUACGACAGCUACUGGGAGAGUAGGAAGCCCCCCUCAAAGGCCUCACUGAGUCUGCGCAAGGAGCCCCUGGCUAUGGAUGUAGGGGAAGACUUGAAGGAUGAGAUCAUCCGCCCAUCCCCUUCAUUGCUGACCAUGUCCAGCUCCCCCCAUGGUAGCCCCGAUGACCUUCCCUCCAUCUCCCCUGUCAACGGCCUUGGCCUUCUUCGUAGUACGUACUUUUCCACUCAGGAUGACGUGGACCUGUAUACUGAUUCAGAACCCAGGGCCACCUACCGGAGGCAGGAUGCUCUGCGGCCAGAUGUAUGGCUGGUCAAAAAUGAUGCCCACUCCAUCUACCACAAGCGUUCACCCCCCACCAAAGAGUCUGCCCUUUCCAAGUGCCAAAACUGCGGCCUGUCCUGCAGCUCCUCCCUCUGCCAGCGCUGUGACAGUGUACUGGUCUGUCCUUCGUCCUCCAAGCCCAGUGCUUUUCCCAGCAAGGCCUCUGUACACGACAGCGUGGCCCACGGGGCACCUAUGCGGGAGAAGUAUGUGGGCCAGACUCAGGGCCUUGACCGGCUGGCACCUGUCCACUCAAAGCCCAAGCCCUCUACCACAGCCACCUCCCGCUGUGGCUUCUGUAACCGUGCAGGUGCCACCAACACAUGCACCCAGUGUUCAAAAGUUUCCUGUGACGCCUGCCUCGGCGCCUACCACUACGACCCUUGCUGCAGAAAGAGUGAGCUGCACAAGUUCAUGCCCAACAAUCAGCUGAAUUACAAAUCCACUCAGUUCUCCCAUCUCGUGUACAGAUAGGCCCCGCCCCCAUUCUACGCUACAAGGGCUACACACCACUGACCUGGCUUGGUCCUGUCAAGAGGUGGCAGCACUGCACCGGAAGCAAGCAGAGACUUGAGCUUGACCAGGGUUACUGCUCCAUGACAUUCCACCCAGUGGCUGCUGUGUGGUCUGAAGGACAGGAUGGCACUUCCGUUCAGUCACUUCGCUGACCUCUCCACUCCCUGCUCAGCUGGUUUGGGUUUGGGUUUGGGUUCUGGUUCUGGUUCCCGUGAAAUAAGGUCUCUGUCUUUGGGACUCUUGCCACACCUUCCCCUCCCCCACCCCCCAACUGCAAAGCCAGCUUGGACUGGGAAGGAGCCUUUGGGGUCACCUUUCAACCCCCAUCAGGAGUGGUGAGCUAGAGGCCUGCUGGCUUGUGAAAUGAGCCCUCCUGCCACACCGGGCCUCUCUGGUGGCUCGCCUCUUUUCCUG